GGUGGUACGUGAUCUGAUUGGCCCUCCCCCUGCACGCAGUGGGCGGGGCUUACCCAGGAGCGCUCUGGCGUUAUGAAGGCAGUGACAGCAUGGAGUCACUGGAGCGCAACACCACCCAAAAACAGACGGAGGCGACUUUUUAACCUGAAGAGCAGAGCUCCGCGUGACAUCCACAUCAAACAGCAUCGAUCAGUAUUUAUUCAGAUAUCCUCUUAUGGGCUCGAGACUCUCUGCGAAAAUGACCUCACCGGACAGGUGCGCGCACAGGUUAAUUAACGAGUUAAUCAAUUAACUCAUUAACUAACAGCGACGCGCGUCUUGUUUCUGACGCGUCUUUUCAAUGCGCGUGUUUUUUCAUUAGAAAUUGGUGAUAGUAGUAUUUAAAAACAACAACAACAACACCACCACCUGAUGGAGCAGAAGCAGUAUCUGUCAUGUGGGAGUGAGUCCUCCUCCGGCUCGCACACGUUGUCAGAGGGAGAAAGCGUGACGCCUGAGCUGGACGUUUGCGUCUGUGUAGCCGGAGGAGAUGCGCAACUCUCGGACUGUGAGAGGGAGGGAGACAAGGAGACUGCGAGGGAGGAAGAGAGCGAGGACGAGGACGAGAAGUUGGACCACAUCCUCUACCCUCCCUCCAACUACCUCAGGAAGUCCAGUAACCCCGAGUUGACUUACAGAUUAAGUCCUGCUCUUAAAUUUAAGCGACAUCUCAGUGAGGAUGGAAAAAACGUACGAAGACGGAGCCUUGGGGGAGGUCUCACAGGAAAGUACCUUCUCCUGCCCAACAACCACCAGCACACACAGACCGCAUGGCAGCCGUCAUCCGAGACCUCUAACCUGGUCCGCAUGUGCUCCCUGAACCUCGGGAAGUCGGACCCCUCCCUCACCUCCAGCAUGAAAGAGCUGAGUCUUCCUAGAAGAGGCAGUUUCUGCAGGACGAGCAACAGAAAAAGCCUGAUAGGAAGCGGUCAGUCUUCCGGUUUACCCCGACCUCACUCCCCUCUCUCAUCUCUAACAGGAACGAGCCCUCAAGACAGUCCUAGAAAUUUCUCUCCCAGUGCCUCUGCUCAUUUCUCCUUUGCACGAAGGACUGAUGGUCGCCGCUGGUCGUUGGCCUCCCUUCCCUCCUCUGGAUAUGGAACCAACACGCCGAGCUCCACCGUCUCUUCAUCCUGUUCAUCACAGGAGAAGCUGCACCAGCUGCCCUUCCAGCCGACGCCUGACGAACUGCACUUCCUCUCCAAGCACUUCUGCACUGAGAGCAUCGGGGAGGAAUGCCGCAGGGCGACGGCGAUGCGACCCCGCUCACGCAGUCUCAGCCCUGGAAGAUCUCCUUCAUGUUACGACCAUGAGAUUAUCAUGAUGAAUCACGUCUACAAGGAGCGGUUUCCCAGGGCCACGGCUCAGAUGGAGGAAAGGAUCCAGGACGUCAUCCGCAGCAACUCUCCGGAGAGCGUCCUCCCUUUGGCAGAUGGCGUGCUCGGCUUCGCCCACCACCAGAUCAUCGAGCUGGCCCGGGACUGUCUGGAGAAGAGCCGGCUAGGACUCGUCACCUCCAGCUACUUCUGCGAGCUCACUGACAAGCUGGAGAGGCUUGUUCAAGAGUCCACAGAGAGAUCCGAAAGCGAGGAGGUAAACUUCAUCAAGGAGCUGGUGAAGAAGAUCCUCAUCAUCAUAGCCCGACCUGCUCGACUGCUGGAAUGUCUGGAGUUUGACCCAGAAGAAUUUUACCACCUUUUGGAGGCCGCUGAAGGACACGCUAAAGAGGGCCAGGGCAUCAAAACGGACAUCCCUCGUUACAUCAUCAGCCAGCUGGGACUCACCAGAGAUCCUCUGGAAGAAAUCGCUCAGCUGACCAGCUGUGACAGCGGGAUUGCAGAAACUCCAGAAACAGACGACUCUUCUCAGAGCCUCAGCACGGCCCUGCGGUGUCGGCGUAAACCCUGUGAAUUGGACUUUGAGAUGACAAAACUCAUCAGCAAUGGUGCCUAUGGAGCUGUUUAUCUGGUUCGUCACAAGGAAACGAAGCAGCGGUUUGCCAUGAAAAAAAUCAACAAGCAGAACCUGAUUUUGAGGAAUCAGAUACAGCAGGCCUUUGUGGAGAGAGACAUCCUUACCUUUGCAGAGAACCCUUUUGUGGUGUCCAUGUACUGCUCCUUUGAGACACGGCGGCACCUGUGCAUGGUCAUGGAGUAUGUUGAAGGUGGAGACUGCGCCACCCUUUUGAAGAACAUGGGUCCCCUCCCUGUGGAUAUGGCCAGGAUGUACUUUGCCGAGACUGUGCUGGCUCUGGAGUAUCUGCACAACUAUGGCAUCGUCCACCGGGACCUCAAACCAGACAAUUUGCUGGUUACGUCAAUGGGACACAUUAAACUCACAGAUUUCGGGUUGUCCAAAGUCGGGCUGAUGAACAUGACCACCAACCUGUACGAGGGACACAUCGAGAAAGACGCCAGGGAGUUCUCUGAUAAACAGGUGUGUGGAACCCCAGAGUAUAUUGCCCCAGAGGUGAUCCUGAGACAGGGCUACGGGAAGCCGGUGGACUGGUGGGCGAUGGGCAUCAUCCUCUACGAGUUCCUCGUCGGCUGUGUGCCUUUUUUUGGAGACACACCAGAGGAGCUGUUCGGACAAGUCAUCAGUGAUGAGAUCAACUGGCCUGAGGGAGAGGAGGCCCCGCCCCCCGAAUCUCAGGAGCUCAUCGCCUUACUCCUCCGACAGAAUCCUCUGGAAAGGAUGGGCGCAGGAGGAGCUGCCGAAGUGAAGCAGCAUCAGUUUUUCCACAACCUGGACUGGAACAGCCUGCUGAGGCAGAAGGCCGAGUUCAUUCCUCAGCUGGAGUCUGAAGAUGACACCAGCUACUUCGACACUCGCUCUGAGAGAUACCACCACCUGGAGACAGAGGAAGAGGACACAAACGACGAAGACUUCAACGUGGAGCUGCGUCAGUUCUCCUCUUGUUCUCACAGAUUCUCAAAGGUUUACAGCAGCCUGGAUUUGUCCCGAGGGCACCUCGAGGAGAAGGGAGAGACUGAAGGGAAGAAGAGUGAGAGCCCGCUGACCGUUGACUCCCUCAGCUGGACGCCAGACUUUCCUGAAAUGCCCUCGCUAUCCCACUCCACGGAGACUGACGGCAUGAAUCAGGGGCCUCGACCCAACUUGUUGCCAAAGUUCGCCAUCUCAGCAGAGAGCGAGGGAGACGAGACCUCAGGCCUCGGAGACCCCAGCAAGACCUCCUUCUCCACCGGAGAGCUGCUGCAGGACGAGCCUGACGCUACAACUCCAGGCAGCACGCACAGCGGAGCCACGCUCUCUGGAAGUUUCUCAGAACAUCUGGACCAAUUGACACCCAGAGGUGAAGAGGUGGAGAGCCCCGACAGCACCGGUCAUCACAUCCCUCAGAGCAACUCCCUGCGGCCCGAGAGCGCUGCAGAGAAGACCGGCGCUGUGGCCAAAGUCCCAAAGUCCGUCUCCACCGGCGCCCUGUCCCUCAUGAUCCCUGGAGAUAUGUUCGGGGUGUCUCCUCUGGCCAGCCCUCUCUCUCCAUACUCCCUCUCCUCAGACCCUUCAUCAAGAGACUCCUCUCCGAGCCGAGACUCCUCCCUCUGCAACGCCAACCCGCGGCAGCCCAUCGUCAUCCACAGCUCGGGGAAGAAGUUCGGCUUCACGCUGAGGGCGAUCCGGGUGUACGCUUGUGACGGCGACGUCUACACUGUCUACCAUAUGGUCUGGAAUGUGGAAGACGGUGGGCCUGCACAUAAAGCAGGACUCAAAGCUGGAGACCUCAUUACUCACGUGAACGGAGAACCAGUCCACGGACUCGUCCACACGGAAGUGGUGGAGCUCCUGCUCAAGAGUGGUAGCAAAGUGGCCAUCUCCACAACCCCGUUUGAAAAUACUUCGAUAAAAACUGGUCCGGCCCGGAGGAACAGCUACCGGAGCAAGAUGGUGAGAUGUGCCAAAAAGCCCAAGAAGGAGAAAACACCAGAAAGGCGCCGCUCCCUGUUCAGACGUUUCGCCAUGCAGCCGUCUCCUCUCCUGCACACGAGCCGCAGUUUCUCCUCCCUCAACCACUCUCUGUCCUCUGGUGAGAGUCUCCCCGGCUCCCCCACCCACAGUCUCUCCCCUCGUUCCCCUACCGCCACCUUCCGCCCACCAGAGUUCACCCAGUCAGGUGGCAACUCGUCCCAGAGUAGCUCCCCCAGCUCCAGCGCUCCAAACUCCCCCGCGGGCUCAGGUCACAUCCGUCCCAGCACCCUCCACGGCCUCGGCCCCAAACUGCCGGGUCAAAGGCUCCGACAGGGACGCCGCAAGUCUGCCAGCAGCAUCCCCCUUUCUCCUUUGGCUCGCACACCCUCGCCCACCCCUCAGCCAACGUCUCCUCAGCGCUCACCCUCUCCCCUUCUCAGCGGGCAUCCCGUUGCCAUUUCCAAGACAAGCCAAGCUUUCCCGUCCAAGAUACAUUCCCCGCCCACCAUUGUACGCCAUAUUGUGCGGCCCAAAAGUGCCGAGCCUCCCCGCUCGCCACUCCUAAAACGUGUCCAGUCUGAGGAGAAGCUGUCCCCCUCUUACACAGGAGAUAAGAAGCACCUGUGUGCCAGGAAACACAGCCUGGAGGUGACCCAAGAGGAGGUGCAGGAUGAGGAGCUGAGGCCUGGGGAGAGGGAUUACACCAUCUUGCAAAGUGUGGAGGAAACGGCCUGCGAGCCGCUGGCAGUCAACCGCGUUCGACCUGUCGAGCAGGGCUGCUUGAAGAGGCCCGUCGGCCGCAAGAUGGGCCGCCAGGAGUCCGUGGAGGAGCUGGACAGGGAGAAGCUGAAGUCCAAGAUGGUUGCAAAGAGACAGGAUUGGUCGGAGAGGAGGGAGUCGCUGCAGAAGCAAGACGCCCUGCAAGAAGCCGACUCAUCUUCCCCUUUGUGUGGCGACGACAGGGAUGAUGGUUUUCUAGUCCGCGGCCAAAACAAAACCCAGAGCAGCCCAGACUCCGGCCCCCUGGAGGCCAAAGCUGCAAGCACAACCCUUAAAGAUGUGCUGUACAAGAAACUCACCACACGAGCGUCUGAGGGCAUCGCAGAAACAUCCGGUGGAUGCUGUGACAGUGACGGAGGACUCAGAUCAGCUCAGCACUGCAGACAGGGCAAAGAUAACAUGAAGCCAGACAGACUGGACUUCAAAGCUCCCACCAUCGAGUUCACCAGAAAGAGGCUCUCAUUUGAAGAGCGAGAAGACUGCAUGUGCCGGUUAUCCCCCGGCCUCCACGACACCCUGCACUUUGGCUCCACCAGGUCGAAGAGCCUCCAGCUGGACACGGCCAUGUCUCACGAGCACAUGAAGGCGGGGCUUGGAAGUGUUCACUCCAGCCCCGAGGGUCUGUCCCCGAAGCUGUUCUCCGGCAGAGGAGAGAGCGCCGUGGAAAAGCUCCAGCUCAUCUCCUCCGCCGAGUCUCCGCUUCGGAAGACGUCGUCUGAAUACAAACUUGAAGGACGCCACGUCUCCUCCCUCAAACCCCUGGAGGGCACUCUGGAUAUCGGCCUGCUCUCAGGGCCCAGAGUUUCUAAAACGGAAACCUGUUUAUCCAAGAUGGCGGAGAACACAAGCGACAGUGUUUCUCUGAGUCCUCCAAUUUGGCUCCAGACCCCCACUGAGAGACAAAUAACCAUCCCACAAGUGAAAACCGCAGACAAGCUGAAGAGCCCCCUGACUAGUUCCACGAGCCCUGAAGCGGUUUUAUCUCUAAAUAGCAUCGUUGCCGCCAAAAAUCAGUCAAAUAACGCAGCCACAGAGAUGAAAGUCAGCACAAGUGGUGAGAAAACACAGGACAGACACAGUGAACCACUGAAGGCUCAAACCAGCAAAGUGGAGGCGUCAAACUUUAGCGUUAAACAAGAGAGCAGGACGGGCGUGAAGUCCAGUCCGUCACUGGCUCAUGAACACAGAGGCCCUCGACACAGCUCCCACUUCUCCUCCUGUGGAAAAACACCGUCCAUACGGGAAGUCAGCAACGAAGAUCAGGAGGAUGAAGCGGAGCAGGAGGAAGUCACGCCGCACACCACAUCACAGAACACCGACAGCUCCAAGACAGUGGUCCCUUUGACUCCAGCAGAGCCGGAGGUAAACAUAAAAACUGUGGAGACUCCGGCUGCAGCUGCCAGAGAACCGCUAGCUGUGUCGCUGAAGCGGAGCAUAAACUGUGGUUUGGACACAGGUCAGCAUCAGAGCUGUGAGAAGAAAGCAGCUCCUGCACAGAGCUCAAACAUGACCUCUGCUUCUGAGGUGACUGCACAGAACAACUCUUCAUCUGUGCGCGUUCCAGAGAGCGUGCUGUCAAAGCAGCAGCUGUUGAACAUCUGUUCUUCAAAUACAGAACCGCGGGUUUCUAUCACAACGUCAGCGUCUGGUUCUGUGAAAGGAGAUAAAACCUUCAGUUUGAAACCGGACGUACGGGACUGUUUGGAAAGAUCAGUUAGUAAGGAGCAGUCUAACAGAUCAGCUGUGAAAGUGGUCGCUGAUACAGGUGAUAGGAGCUCAAAGAAGGAGGUGAACACAGUCACAAAAGUGGAGGCAAACCCUAAAUUGGAGCAAAAGAAAGAAGUUACUACAGUAAACAUGGUCGCCUCAUUAAAUAACGUUACACUGCACAUGAAUAAAAAGGAUAACACUGUUGGUUCUAUAGAGAGUAGAAGCAUUUUGCUGCAGAAAAAAGAGGAACAAAUAUCACCAAAGACAAAGAACAAGGUCAAUGUGAAAGAUCCAGAGCAGCUAUCAAAAAACUAUCCAGCUGAAAAAGCACAACACAAAUCAUCCGAUUCAGAAAACUGCACAUCUAAAAAAGAGGAAACCGUUAUCGGUGUGAAAGAAAACGUUGCAAAACGCAAAAGUUCAUCCCCAGCAACCACGAAUGAAAAUGUUUUGUUUGCCAAAAGUAAGUCUAGGCCUGACCCGCAGCCUGUACCACACGCCACCGUGAAGACGGAGACAAAAACACAUGAAGUGAAAUCUCUCAGUGCAGCGCCUCCCGUUACUGCAGCGAAGGGAAGUCCAAGUUCAAAACAGAGAGAUCUGUCUAAAGAAUCCACGCUGUCGACGUCAAACACUCACACAAGCCACGAUCCUAAACGCAAAGAAGAAGCAUCGUUGCCAUCCAAGCGGGAGGAAUCGGUUCAGCUGACACAUUCUCCAACUCUUCCUGAUACGAAGCAAAGAGAACCACAGCCCAAAACCUCUGUAGCAGCUUCAGCUCACACAACAAACGACUGGAAGCCAAAAGCUCUCCCUCCUAAAGCCGCCCCUCCAUCGUCAGCGCUAAAGACCCCCGUAGCUCCAACACCAGUUAUUAAACAGAGUCUUAAAGACACCUCACCCAAAAACCAAGCCCAGUCUGUGAGAAACCAUCACGGCUCUAAACCAAAAGAAGUUGCUUCGCCUCUCACUGCUCCUCAUCGGCUGCCGUCAGAUGUUCCCUUCCAGCCCGAUCCGCCACUAGUGCUGCCCAAACCCGCAGUGAAAAAAGAAACCCAGAGCAGCGAAGGCGUCCCAGGCCGGAUCUCCAGCGGUUCCACCCAGGAGAGUGCAGUCAAGGUGUCCAAGGAAGUCCCCAAGGCUGAAACCCUCAGUCACAAGGGCCCAGAUACCAGGGCCACCACCCCCGACAAACAGGUGUCCUCCAGCAAGAAGGAGCAGGCUGAGAGGAAGAAAAAAGAGACAGUUCAAGAGAUCACGUCUGCACAGAAAAACACUAAAAGAGACGCAUCCCGAGCUGCCGCCGCCUCCGACAGAGACACUGGCAGGAAGCAGCAGAAGGAGUCGCCACGUAGUUCUAGCAACAAAAAGUAAAGAUAGCAGCCGCCGACGUUUAUGGCGUCAGAGAAUCCAGAUGUUACAUUAGAAAACGGUUUGAGCAAACAUCAUCAUGCCUUCUUGUUUUUUUUUGUUUUUGUGUGAGGACCGGGUAAGCUGUUACAUGCUGGUAGAGAGGUGUGUGUGUGUGUGUGUGUGUGUGUGUGUGUGUGUGUGUGUGUGUGUGUGUGUGUGUGUGUGUGUGUGUGUGUGUGUGUGUGUGUGUGUGUGUGUGUGUGUGUGUGUGUGUGUG
Molecule: messenger RNA, 8086 nt
Organism: Anoplopoma fimbria (sablefish)
Lineage: Eukaryota; Metazoa; Chordata; Actinopteri; Perciformes; Anoplopomatidae
Gene: mast4
Product: microtubule associated serine/threonine kinase family member 4
Biological process (GO): intracellular signal transduction; peptidyl-serine phosphorylation
Molecular function (GO): protein binding; magnesium ion binding; protein serine/threonine kinase activity
Source: RefSeq, a predicted model, not a curated record